CGGCGUUGAGGUCAGCCGCGCCCCACGGCCCCGGAGCCCCUGAGCGGUGGCGGUGGCCGUGGCAGCGACGUCUCCACGGCGGCCAGUGUCCCGGGCCCGUCCCGCUCGGGGUGCUCGGGGGGCGGAGCGUCGGGCUCGGUCAGGCAGAGGAAGAUAUUGACUUAUUAGAUGAUGCCUGUAAUUCUUUUGCAACUGACUUGCCAUCAGGAACUAUUGACCACAAGAAAUACAUCAGGUUUUCUAAAACAAUAGAGAAGAAAAUUUCACCAGAAAUUAGGAGUUUGAGCCCAGAAUAUAAAAAAAUGUUUGAAACAUCAAUAUUCCUUUGUGGAGAAGAAAAGUCCUCUGAUUUGGCAGAAGAAAAAAAAGUCAGGAAAAAGAGUUUACAAAUACAACAGCACAGCAAGAGAACUGAGAUUGGCCUUCCUUUUCUGAAGCUAUCAAAAGAGAAGGUGACUAGGAAAGAAAACUCUUUACGCAAGUUGCCGAAUCAGUACAGCGUUGACAAGACUUCAUCACCUCUUUGUACAUCUUCCUCAAUUACUCGGGGCAAGAAAAUGCUCUCUAACCUCUACCUGACAUUAUAUGAUGAAGUAACCCAUGGAUAUUUAUACUCCCAAGAAUUAAGUGCACUUCAUAAAGCCUGUAAAAUUUUUAGUAAAAUUCGAAGUGGUAAGAUUUAUGUGAAUGAUCUUCCAGUGAUCCUUUGCAUCUUCAGAAUUUCUAUAAGUAAUUUAGAAAUGCGACGGGCACUAAAGACUAUUGAUAUUGAUGUUAAUGGAAUGCUGGAUUUUUCAAAUUUUCUUAAAGCUGUGACUGAUGUUUCUUAUUUGGUCUCUCAGAAUCCAGCAUUCCAGAAUGCCUUGAAGAUUUUCUGUAGGAUAAAAUGUGGUCGAGUUUUAAUUGAUGAAGUGUUUGCUGUUUUGGAUAGCAUGGAUAUUCCUAUAAACCCUGAAAUUUUUGAAGAAGUGAUAAAACAUACUUAUAUUGACAGUAACCACAUGGUGGAUAUUGGGGAUAUUAUAUUUAUUUUGAAUGAACUACAGGAACAGUAUGAGGAAGUUCCAAUUACAGAGGGAUCAACUUUGGAUGAAAUUACUUCAGACAGAAAGUUAUCAAGUGUAGCAGGAUGCUAUCUACAAUGUAAGAAGAAAAACAGUUUGUCUUCUAAACUCCCAGAACCUUCAAUAUCCAAAAAGUUAAAUAAAAAAAGCCACCAAUAUUCUAGCAAAAUUAUGGAGGAGACUGGUGGCCUUGAAUCUAAAAGAUCAAAAAAUGCUUGGGAAAUAAGAAAAUUUCUGGAUGGGGUAGGCAGCAGUAAUGCAGGAGUCCAAGAACCAUAUUCAAAGAAUGGCAUAAACUUUAAAAAACAAUCAGAGAAGGGUGAAAUUCAUGACUCAAAGUCUAAACCACAAAGCUUGAAGAGUAGUGCAAGCCUCAGUAAGUCUCUGGAUAAAAGUAGUAUUUCUAGUAUCCCAAAACUUCAGAAGUCAGCUGUGAGAAAUUGUUCCAGCCUCCUAAAACAAGUUUCGUCUAUGGAAAAAACUGCACUUAAUGCUCUGGAAAACUUUCCUGAAGCUGUCAGUGAACCUCAAGAAAAUUACUUUGCUGCAGAAGGACUUCAGUCUAUUUUGCCUUCAAUAGGAAUUGCUUUAUUAGAUAAAGAAUUCCAGAAGAUUGUGACAGACACUACUAGAAAUGGAAAUGGAAUGGUGAAGUUAGAUGACUUUAUAAGUGCUCUCGCCAAGGAGCAAAGUGUUCCUGGAUGCAAUACGUUGCCUGGUGUCAUUAAAGCCAUUGAUAAAAUUAAAAAUAAAAAUGUGGAUUAUGAGGAUCUAAAUACUUGUCUUCAAAAUUUUGGUAUUUACCUUUCUAAGCCAGAAUUUAAGAAGAUCACAGAAUUGAUUGAAGCUGGUGAAACAGAAAAAGUAAAUUUUAAAGAAUUCAUUGAUACUAUGAUGAGCAACGCAGAAUGCUUCUCUGAAAAAUUAUUAUUGCCUGAUGCUAUUGAAGCCCUCGACAAUCUCAGAAAGGAGACGAUGAGUGUUUCUGACCUGUGGAAUACUCUGUCUAGUUUGAAUACUCAUUUAAAAAAGGAUGAAUUCCUAGAGGCAUUGAAAAUAGUGACAGUUGAUGAAGGUGAUAAAGUACAAUUUGAAGAAUUUGCAAAAGUAGUAAAGAAUAUGCGUGAUGCCUCCAGGUUAAAGGAGUUACAAGAAGUUGUCUUAGCUGCUGAUUUGCUUGAAGGUGACAUGAUAGCUGGGAAGAACUUGGAAGACUUUCUAAGAAAUAUUGGUAUUAAGUCACCUAAAGAAGAGGCAGAGAAAAUUCUUCAAUCAGAUUUUGUUUCUGAAGAUAACAUGGUGAACAUUAAAGACUGUAUGAAGGCUUUGAGGGACACCCAGAAAUUUUCCAAUUAUAUUGCAUUGAAUGAGACUAUCAAUACAUUGGACUCCAUGAAAGAAAAUUGUCAGUUUGACAAAGACAAAAAUCCAGAUGUACUUGAAAACACUGAUAGGCUUUCUUUUACUGAUGACAUUCUUCAGGAAAUAAUGGGUGACUCCUUUGUUGAUGGUUUUAGGAAAGAGGCUUCAGAUCUAAAAUUACCAACGGUAAAUGAGAUUAAAGAAGCCGCUUACAUCUUGUCACAUGUUGAUAAUGCCAAGAUUGGUAUACCUGACUUGGAGCAUGCCUUAAAAUGUUUGAAUGUUAAUUUAACUGAGGAAGACUUCAAGGAAGCCCUUAACUGUUGUAACAUCAGUGAUAAUAUGGAGGUGGAUUUAAAAGAUUUCUUAAUGAAAAUGAAAGAAAGUCCAUAUUUCCAAAAGUCCAAGGCUACACAGAUACUCCUAGCUACUGCCCAAAUUCUCCAGAAUGAUCUAAUUGAUGUCUCUGACCUCAAGACGUUAUUAAUGGACAACGACCUUCAUACAGCUAAUGCUGUACUUACUGUAAUGUUAAGACAUGUACCUGAACAUGAAAGUGGCAAGGUUACCAUUCAAGAAUUUAUGACUAAAUUCUCUGAUAUAUUGACAAUUCCUGAAGCUGCAGAAGAUAAAUUUUACAACAACAGCAUUCACAAAAAUGAUGUUACAGCCAUUUCUGGUCUCCAGGAAAAUUUAAAUGCCAUAGGAAUCUGUCUGACGGAUGAUAAAAUACAGAAAGCUUUGGAUAAUACUAAUCCUAAUGAUGAAGUGGUGCAUUUUAAGGAUUUUAUCAAAGAAUUGGCCAACACUGAUGAAUUUAUUGAAUGCCAAAGAAUAGAAGAUGCAUGUAACAUUGUUAAUAGUAUCUGUGAUGGAAAAGUUGGAAUUAAAGACCUUUUAUCCACUUUGAAGAGCCUGGAAAAACCUUUAAAUGAAGAACAAUUUAAGGUCUUAUCAAACCAUGCAACAGAUGAAAGAAAUGUGAUCUUAAAAGAUGUAAUUGAUGUUUUCACUAAUUCACCUAACCCAUCAACACCAUUCGACAAUUUACUUAAAGAGAUCACAACUCUUGAUAGUAUCAGAAAUGAUACAAUGCCUGUAAAUGAGCUGAGCUCCAAACUCUUGAGUGCUGGCAUUCCAAUAAGCAACAAGACAUUCCAAGAGCUCUUGAGACAAGCAUCUGUUGAUGAAAAUAGUAAUGUAAGUCUCAAGAAAAUUUUGGAGAAUGUGAACAUAAAUAAGCCAGCUUCUGUAUUUGAAGAUAUAGACGCAGCUCUCAAUACUGUCAACUUGAUGAACUGUGACAGAGUUCAACUUAGUGACUUGAAAAAUGCUUUUGAUGACCUCAAUAUUUCCUUAAAGCCUGAAGAACAUCAGAUGUUAGUGAAAACACUUGAUGCUGAUGAAAAGGGAGACACUUCCCUAAAGAGUGCACUUUUCGCAUUGAAAAGCAAUAGGCGUUUACAAGAUUUCAGAGAGGUUAACAAACUUGCAAAGGCCUUAGACAAAGUCACCAAUGAAAAACUUGAUGCUGAUGAUGUUAAUUCUGUACUGAAAGGCCUGGGGAUUUAUUUUCCAGAGGAAGAAUUACAGGAGGUGCUUGGAUCCAUUUGUGUGGAUAAAGAGGAGAAAGUGAACUUAAAAGAUUGCCUGAAUCAGUUGAUGCAAAUGCUGUAUUUUACUGAAGGUUCAAAAACAGAAGACUCCUUGAAAGUUCUGGCUUUCAUUAAGAAAAAUGUAGCUAACCCUGAUGACCUAGGCCUCAUAAUGGAAAAUGUAGGAGUUCCAUUACCCCAAGAUGUGAUUCAAAGAACACUGAACAAUGUGGCUCUCAGUGGAGAGAAGAUUGAUGUCAGUAACGUGGAUGCUAUUCUGAAAAACAUGGAUAUAAAACUUACAGAAGAAGAACAACAAUAUCUACUAGACCACCUGUCUGCUACUGCUGAUGAAGAUAUGGAUAUGAAUACAUUGACAGGGGUUGUGAAGAUGCUUAAAGAAAAAAUUGAGAUCUGUAACCUGGACAAUUUCCUGGAAGAUAUGGGGAUUGAGCUUACAUAUGAGGAACACAGAGAGCUAGUAAAUCGUCUCCCAACCAGUGCUGAUGGGAAGAUAAGUCAACUUAAACUGAUGGAUACCAUAAAGACUCUUAAAGGAGACAAGAUUAAUACUAAAAAGCCUAACAAUAUUCAGAAGAAGUUGGGAUUGGAACUCACAAAUAAGGAGUCUUGGAAUCUACAAGAACAUUUACCAGUUGAUGAGGGGAAGGUUGAUAUCGAUAACCUUGAUACCAUUCUAGAGAAAAUGGAAAUGAAUUUCUCUGAUAAGGAAUUUGAAGAGCUGUCACACAAUUUGCCAGCUGAUGAGAAAGUGAAACAUAUUAAACUGUUGCAUGCAGCUAUACCUGUUACAGGAGAGACAGUAGAUAUCAGAGACGUGGACAACGUACUAGCAAACAUGGGGAUUGAACUCACCAAAGAAGAACUUGGAGAGCUGACAAGAAGCCUUCCAGUUGAUGGAGGAGAAGUUGACUUCAAUGACCUGGAAAAUGUCCUGCAAAAUAUGGGGAUAGAGCUCACAUCUAGAGAACAGUUGGAGCUAGAGAAAUUACUUCCAAUUGAUGCUAAUGGAAAAAUAUAUAAGAAUAGGUUGCUGAACUGUGUGAAAUAUAUAAAAGAGUUGCAAGUCAAUGUUCAUGACAUUGACAGUAUACUCGGAAACAUGGCACUCAAACUCCCAGCUGAGGAACUUAACGAUCAGACCUCAAAUCUACCAGUGAAUGGAGGGAUUAUCGAUGUCACUGAACCGGACACUGUCUUGCAAAACAUGGGGAUGAAACUCACAGGAAUGGAAAGUAAAGCCUUGAUAGAGAACUUACUUGUUGAUGGGAAGGUUGACAUAAAAAACCUGGACACCAUUCUAGACAACAUGGGAAUCAAGCCCACGGAUAAAGAACUUGAAGAUCUGAAACAAAGCCUACCAGUCGGUGGAGAAAAGAUUGAUGCUGGUGAUCUACAGAGUAUUCUAAAACACAUGGGGAUCGAGCUUACAGAUAAGGAGCACAAGCAACUGCUAAAAACAUUGCCCAUUGAUGGUAAGCCACGUAAAUGCCACAUGCCUUCCAGGAAACUUAAUUUAAUGGGCCUGUGUAAGCAGCUCUCAAUCUUUUAAUAGGAUAAUUUCUCCUAAAAAUGCCAUAGGUUAAUAGAAAGGCACUUUUGACUUGAAAAGAAAUUGUCAUUACCUCUUCGAAUACAAUUUGAGUCAUCUCUAUGUUGUCAAAUAGUUGUCUAGGUGACAAAUAUUACUCCCUCAGGUUAGUAUUAAGUUUACAAUCUGAGCAGUGAAAAAGAGAGGAAUAGAACAACACUAGAAUAGAAAGAAGAAGGAAGUAUUUGAUACAUGUUUUAGUGUUCCAACAUAGAAGAGACAGACUAAUAAAUGUCUGUAAUACCAAAGAAUGAAUAGGUUUGUCACUGUGUAUUUCCAUUCUUAAAUGUCAAUAUUGUGUGACUAUAAAAUAGAUUAAUUUUAAAAGCAAAUCAUUAAAAUGUAUCUUUCUGCAGUUCUCUAAUUUGUAAUGUUUUGGUGAAUCUCCAUUAUUAAUUUCCCAGAGAUCUGAAUUGUACCUUUUCUUACAGCUAAUGGAAAGGUGUUCCUAAAUAGGUUGCUGAAAGAUGUGACGUAUAAUAAGCGUGAGUAAGCUCAAUGAGAACAUAUAUGAAAAUUUUAAAGUGUUAAAUUUAUGUUAAUAGAAUAUUUUAUUUUGCUUAUUGUGACACAUCUCUAUUUUUUCUGGUAAUAGCCUAUACUUUAUCUUAGAAGGAAAUUCUCUACUGCUUUGUAAUUUUCAAACUUUCUCUGAAAAACCAUUCCUGUGAACAUAAAUAAAAGAAAGAUAUAUAGACAGACAGAAAGAAGGAAACACAGGAAGACAGGAAGGGAAGGAAGAAGGGAGUGAGGGAAAUGUUUGGCUAUAUAUUCUAAAAUUUGACCAGAAAUGGUGAAAAUCUGAGAGUGAGAGUUUAGGAAACAUACAAUCUCUUUUUUGUAGAAAUUAUAGAUUAGUGCUCUCAGGUUAUGGUUGCUUAACCCCUGCACCACAUAACCUUUCCAUGGGUAGGUAUGUUUAAGGGUUGAGGAAACAGGUUCUAAUUUUAACUCUGCUUUUAACCUCUGUGGAGUAGAACAAAUCAACAAAUCUACUAUACUUUUGUUCUUUUCAUGAAAAUAUUAGCAAUUGUUAUAAAGGUUAUAAAGUUGUUCUCUUUUAAAUUACUAUACAGACAGUCAUUUACUAUGACAGCAAAUAUAUAUACACCAGACAGCAAUUGUAUAUAUAUACAUAUAUAUAAAUAUACAUACACUUGACAGUAAAUAUUUAUAUAUGUGUAUAUAUGUACAUAUAUAUGGGGUUAAUAUUCAGUUGUAUAAGAAACUU
Sapajus apella (tufted capuchin) is the source of this 6864-nucleotide messenger RNA. RefSeq names its product EF-hand calcium binding domain 13 (gene EFCAB13). Bases 303 to 5594 code for a protein of 1763 amino acids. The record is from RefSeq and is a predicted model, not a curated record. Lineage: Eukaryota; Metazoa; Chordata; Mammalia; Primates; Cebidae. Gene Ontology annotation, molecular function: calcium ion binding. The transcript has 49 exons.